CGAGACCUUGAUCAUAAUAACAAUCAUGGCGUACGUUAGAACAGAUUGUCAAUAUUACACAUAAAAAAUCUCUGAAAUCAAGGCCUGUAUCACAUUUGGAGCCUAGUUAGAUAUGUAUAAUUUUAUCUCAACAGUAUACCGACACAGAUGGAGAAUAGCAUAGUUCGCGAUUUUCAGAACUUACGAGUGUUUUCAAAUGGGAACAUUAUUAUUAUGGAUCAGCUUGUCAAAGACUUGACAAAUGCUUUAGAAGAAUCAUCUAAAGGGCAGAAGGCACAGGCAGAGAAUGUGGCUCCAGGGUUAAUGUCACGCAGAAUUUAUAAAAAGAGACGAGGAAAGAAGAGACGCUCAGAUCUCCAUUUAAGUCCUCGUUGCGGAACUAUCAGUGAAGCAUCAGAGAGCAGCAUUGACGACACUUUAAGAGGCUAUAUCGAUCACAUGGCACAGUUCAGUGAUUCAGAUGAAAUUUUGAUUGGCGUUGGCAAACAUAUGCACAGGCUUACGGUCCCUAUCAAUGAAUCAAUUCCACAAGUUGAAUCUGAUUCUGUCACUGAGAACUUCUCACCUACAAGACCCCAAAGACGUAGACGAAAAUACAAAAACAUGGCAGUUGACCCCCCAAUGGAAAAUGAAACUAACGUAGAGCAUUUUGAGCCCCAAACUUUACAGGGUAUUAACCGAAAUCUGAAACACAUUGGUGGAGGAGAUUAUAACCAAAUCAUGAUUCCCCAAGAAAUUCAAGGAGAAAGCAUACUACCAGGAAAAAGAAAACGGAGUUCAAAAUGUCGCGCAGAAUCUGGGAAUUUUUCUGGACCGUCUACAAGUUUGAAUAGUUCGGAUCUUAUGGAGCAGGGAAAUUAUUCUCAGGAGAGUAGUUCAUUAAGUUCAAGUGAGACAGAGAGUGAUGGUGGUAUAAUGACUAAUGAUGAGGCAAGAGAAGCUGAUGAUGAACAGAGUGAUUUUUUCCACGAACCUGGUCCUGUUUGUGGUGUACCCUCUAAUCUGCCGUGGUGGGAGAAUGAGAGAGUCACAGACCAAGACAUGGCUUCCAGUGUCAACUUUCAGCGCUUUAUAACAAAAACAUUUGAUAAUCUACCCAGAUCAUCGCAGCUUAGUUUUAAAGCUCGAGUCAGUCGACUAAUGAUAGCAAAUGGCAGAGAAAUCCGAGUUGGUAGACGAAAAUUAAAAGAGAAGAUACCAGGCUACUCUAUGACAUCAUAUUUACAAGAUCGUGAGAAAUGGAUGUUUUCAGGACCAUAUCCACAACUCUGUAGCACUGCUAAUAGUAACCAAUCGUAUGAUAUCAAACGGCAACGCAAGACACCUCCACCAAGCCCGGACUAUAAAGAAGGAACAUCAACCGAAGGAGUAACUAUUAAAACUAGAAAAUUACGGGACAUGUCCUGGGUACAGCGCAAAAGUUUAGAAAUGGAAAGUGCUGGCAUGACUGGCCCAUUCGUUAAAUUAUUAAGACGUCAUGACGUGAGUUGUGCUCUGUCAGAUUCUUGACAUGAAAAUAAUUUUAGGUUUAGGUUUAUAGUUUCAUUACCCAUAAACCAUUAAUUUGUUAUUAAACAAAAAUAAAUGUCAUAUAUGUUCACUUAAACAUUUUAACAUCAGUUCUCCAUAAUCAGAAAUCCUCCCCUCACUCCUGUCCAUUCAUUAACCUCAGAUAUGUUGGCAUAUUUUAGACCAAUCAAAGGCUUGUUGACAACCAGCUAAUUUGAGAAAAUCCACUGUAGGGGAAAACAAUGCAAGUGUCAGUGAACAUUCUUGAUCAGUAAAAAAAGAUGAUCAUUGCAUCUAUAUUUGACAGUGGGUGGGACCACUGAUAUACACAGGAUUGCUUACAAAUAAUAGUUAUACAUGCUGUUGUAAGAAAUUAGUACAUGUACUGGUAUUUAUUAAUGCUCAAAAUGUCAAUGUUUCAAAGUUAUAUUAAUUUAAUGUUGCAUUCUUGAAGUUCGACUUCUGUCAUAUUUAUUCUCUUUGACGUCUGAUUUUGGUCACUAUGAUUGUCUAAAAUCAUUAUUUCCAAAUAAAGAGCAUCCUUUCAUUUGUUGAAAGUCUGGUCAGUUGAAUACAAAUAUCUUAAAAAUGUUAAUUUUAAUUCCCCUGCUAUAUUACAUUAUAUUUUUUUGCACAUUUUAAUCAAGCUUUGACCAUUGGCAUUAAUUUUAGUAUGCAAACAGUUCUUGCUUUCCAGUAGGUAUUUAAGUAUAUAUAUAUGUCUUGGAUACACCAUUUUAAAUAAGAGUCCAUGGGAUCAGUGGCUAGAAAAUGUUUAAUUUAUUAAUUUUAUGAGUUUGCAUGACAUAUGAAAGGAAAAACAUGACAAUGCUAACAUUUUCCUUCAUGUAUCAUACAAAUUUAGAACAAAUGUAAUAAAUUUCAAGCAACAGGAUAUUUUAUUUAGUAAUUAAGAAAUGAGUUUUAUUUAUAUAUUUAGGUAUAUUAUAUUUUGUGUGUCCAUAUUAAUUAUUAUUAGUUUGUUUGUUAUUUAUUGUCAAGUGGUAUAAGUUUCUGUACUUGGUUCUCUGUAAUACUUUUGAUAGCCCUGCUUCCAAUAGUGUUCUAUGAAAGAAAUUUGUAUUUAAAGGGAUUAUUCUGAGACCGACAGAUGCUUAUUUUUAAUAGCUGUGGGUACAGGUAGACAGAGGCUACAGUUAUCUGAUUGACGUGAAAUUUAUACAGUGUUUAUUUCAACGAUAUCUGAUAAUUAAAUUUUUAUUUUGGUUGUUUCUAGGGUUGAUUAGUUUUGAUUUUGAGUAUCUUGUAACUACUCCCAUCACCUACAAAAAUAUAAAUAUGUAACAACCUUUCUCGACAGCUUGGAAGACUUAGCUGCUGUCAGCCUAUUUUUUGUUUGCAUGUGUUUAUAUUUUUUACUAAAGAUUAAUUAAAAUUUGAAAAUAUGGAGCUUGUUUCACAGAGUACAUAAAUUUGCAUACAAAAAAGUUCAACAGAGUUGUAUAUUAGAAUGUACAAUUAAAAUGUGCUUUGUGAAACAACCCAAGAUCAUUAGAAAAACUGCUAAUCACAAAGAAAUUUCGCAGUUCUUCUCAAUUUUUUUUAUUUGUUUUACCUCCUCAAAAGGUUUUAGCUAUGUAAAUUUGUUUUAAAUAUUUGCCCUUUACAUUUUUAAGUAAUUUUUCAAACUAUUACAAUUAGAUAACAUACAGAAUAUUUUAUUUCAAAUACCGUUAUAUUAAUUUUUAUGAAUUAUUUUAAAUUUAGUAAAUCAGAGGUGAUCGGAUACCAGAAAGAUUUUUUUUGUAUCAAUAUGCCUAUGAAGAGCAACAUACAUAUUAUUAAAACAAAAUGGAAAUAGUACAAAAGAACAAUGAUCCAUUAAGGAUGUAAAAAAUUAAAAUAAUAAUUUUAAGUAAAUUAAAUUCCCAAGCAUUGAUGUCCUGGAUAAAUAGUCCUAGGCAUGGCAUAGACGUAAAUCUUUUGACUGUUUUAACAUUAAAUGAAAUUUUAAAAUGUAUUGUAUAUUAUUAUAUUUAAUAUUUGAUUAUUUAGUUAUUAUUUAAUAUAUAGAUUUUAUAGAUUACAGUUAUUUUUCCUUAGAAUGAUAGAUUGUUGUCAUUAAGAUUGUUCAAUCUGAAGUUCUCUAAUGCUUUCUAAAUGACCAAAAUGAUGUCUAUGAAAUAGAUUAUAUAUAAAAACAUUGUCUAAGUUGCAGUUAGAUGCAAAAUCAGUAUUACAAGACUGUAGACGAGCCAAUGGAAACAGUAGACCAUAUAUAACAAUUUUGACUGAAAUGUAAUUAGGGAUUAAAUAUACAAGAGUAAAAUACACAUGCAUCUUUGUUUUGAAUUGAUGGUCAUGCCAUCAGAUUCAAGACAGAGUUGAUAACACAUCACGUUUUAGAUAAAGAUUACCUAGUUGAUUUUACAUUCUAAUCGAAGAGAUUGUGUAUUAGGAAAAUGAUGAUCUCUUAAAAUAUCAUACAGAAAACCUAGAUGUAACGAUGUUAAAUUUAGUUUAGUCCAGUUUCAAUAUGAAUGUAUAUGUGUUACUGAUUAAUUUCUUAGAGGUUUGGUGUUCCAUUUAUUUAAUUACAUUAAUUGAAUUACGCAUGAAAUUUAUUUUUAAACUUGCUUACUCUUGAAUAUAGUUUCACAGCAAUUAAAUUGAUUACUGUUAAGCUGUUGUUUGCAUAUAUAAUUGAUUUUUAUACGCCCACAUUGAAAUGUGGUCGUAUAUUGUCGUCGCCUCCAUCCGGCGGUCCGGCGUCCACAAUUGCUUGUGGACGCUCUAGGGUCUAAAGUUAAUAUCUGAUUGACUUUAAAUUUAUACACAGUGUUUAAGGUCUUGAGACGAAGAAGCCUAUUGAUUUUCAGCGAUUUCCGAUAAUUACUGCCAGAGUUAUGGCCCUUGAUCACUUUGAAAAAUCUUGUGGACGCUCUCGAGGCCAAAGUUAUUAUCCGAUUGACCUUAAAUUUAUACACAGUGUUUCAGGUCAUGAGACAAAGAAGCCUAUUGAUUUUCAGCGAUUUCCAAUUAUAACUGCUAGAGUUAUGGCCCUUGAUCACUUCAAAAAAUCUUGUGGAUGCUCUAAUGGCCAAAGUUAAUAUCCGAUUGAAGUUAAAUUUAUACACAAUGUUUAAGGUCAUGAGACGAAGAAACCUAUCGAUUUUCAACGAUUUCCGAUAAUUACUGCCAGAGUUAUGGCCCUUGAUCACUUCAAAAAAUCUUGUGGAUGCUCUAGAGGCUAAAGUUAACAUCCGAUUGACAUUAAAUUUUUACAGAGUGUUUAAGGUCAUAAGAUGAUGAAGCCUUUUGGUUUUCAGCGAUUUCUGAUAAUUACUGCCAGAGUUAUGGCCUAUGAUCACUCUGAAAAAUCUUGUGGAUGCUCUAGAAGCGAAAGUUAAUAUUCGAUUGACUUUAAAUUUAUACACAGUGUUUAAGGUCAUGAGACGAAGAAGUCUAUUGAUUUUCAGCGAUUUCCAAUAAUUGCUGCCAGAGUUAUGGCCCUUGAUCACUUUGAAAAAUCUUGUGGAUGCUCUAGAGGCCAAAGUUUAUAUUCGAUUGGCUUUCAAUUUAUAUACAGUGUUUAAGGUCAUGAGAUGAAGAAGCCUAUUGAUUUUCAGCGAUUUCCGAUAAUUACUGCCAGAGUUAUGGCCCUUGAUCACUUCAAAAAAUCUUGUGGAUGCUCUUGAGGCUCAAGUUAACAUCCGAUUGAGUUUAAAUUUAUACACAGUGUUUGAGGUCAUGAGACGAAGAUUCCUAUUGAUUUUCAACGAUUUCCGAUAAUUACUGCCAAAGUUAUGGCCCUUAAGUUAUCCGAUUGACUUCAGAUUGAUACACAGAGUUUAAGAUCUUGAGACGAACAAGUAUAUUAAUUUUCAAUGAAUUUUUAUGACUUGAACAGUUAAAUCUAUGAUAUUAAAAGCUUUGCAUACAAAACGUUAGCAUGGGGCAGAACUUUAUAAAAACUAAACAAAUUCUAAUAGUUUUCUGAUAAUUACUUCGUGAGUUGUUGCUCUUAAUCAGAUUUUAGUGUAUUAUAAAUGUUUCAUUACCGAAAAAAGUAAAAAUAUGCGACAACCCUUGUUGACUGCCCGGACAAUUUAGUUGCUGUGGGCGUAUGUUUCGUUGCCUGGCAGCCUAUCUUUAUAUUAUGCCCACAUUGAAAUAUAUUGUUGUUAUCCCUGUCUGAACGUCUUGCACAAUUUGCUUAUAAGUUAAAACACAUUGCUUAUGGUCAUGAGACAAAGAAGCCUAUUCAUUUUCCAAUAUUUACAGUCAGGGUUAAAUAUAUAUGUAAAAUAUUUGAAUUUUGCAAAAUAAAAACGUGGAAGUCAGAGGACAUACAACCAUAGACAGAGACUAGUCAUAGACACAUAGAAUGACUCAAACUAAAUAAAGAAAAACACAGCUAUGAACUUAUCACUAGACACCACUGAAUGCUCAGUUGGGAUCGCAUGGUUUUUCGCAUUUUCUUCAUAAGAUCUCUCGGCACAGCACACUGGUUGAGAAUCACUGGCCUAAAGUUAUCAUCCAAAAUUUUUACACAGUGUUAAUGUUCAUGAGACGAAAAACAGGUAAAGUUACCAAUACAUGGUUUGUAUAAAUGUAGGAGGUAUUUACUUCAUGGGUUGUUACUGAGUUCUUAGUGUUGUCUAUAAUGCUUCCAUUACCCCAUAAGGAUUAAAUAAUCAACUGCUCUGAUGACUUGCUGCUGUGGGCAUAUGUUUUGUUGCCUGACAAUCAAUCUUCAUCAUUAGAAACAAAAUUCCAGAGAGAAAACUGUGAAAUAUUCCUAAAAAGUUGUCCAUUAUUUCAUUACCAGCAAUCCAUCCCAAGUCUCAGUUACACAUAUGUACUCUAAAACUGAUAACAUACAUGAUGUUCUAUUUGGAAAUACCCAGUACAUUCUCUGAGGAGAUAAUGCAAUCUAUUUAUUAGAAGGAUACUGAGUGGUAUCUGUUUUUAUUAAAUAUCUGUACUGGUAUUUGUAUUGACAGAAUGUAUGCCUAUAUUAAAAUAAUUUGUGUAUUUGAACAAUUCAUGUAUGUGUAUGUGUACUGAAAUUUCCAAUACACAUAUAUUGGUCCAGUGCAUGUUCUUUGGUAAUUUUAUGCAUGUACAUUAAAUGGCACAAAGGACACUGUCAAGUGAAGUUCCCCAUAGAAAUAUAUGGAGUUUUUUAAAAUAUGAAAAAUGAAUUGUAAUUUUAAAAAUUAUUGUCAUUUGAUGUUUUUAAUUUGAUUCAAUGAAAUAUCAAGAUUAUAUUGUAGAUUGAUUGUAUAUGAAGAGGGAAAAUCCCUAUGUUAUUUUUGUUGGGUUUUUAUUUAAAAAAAUAAAAUGUGUAUCUAUC
Patella vulgata (common limpet) is the source of this 6829-nucleotide messenger RNA. RefSeq names its product G patch domain-containing protein 2. The transcript has 7 exons. Bases 148 to 1509 code for a protein of 453 amino acids. Lineage: Eukaryota; Metazoa; Mollusca; Gastropoda; Patellidae. The record is from RefSeq and is a predicted model, not a curated record.